CAGACUACAUCGCUUCAUGAACAUUCCGCCAUAUUGCCAUCGCCUAAACGCGCUGGCUGGGUCGGUUCCUAUCCACAACUGAAAAUUUCUGCAGUGAUGACUCAGACGGUUCAGACCAACGGGGUCCAACCCCUCAGUAAGACCUGGGAGCUGAGUCUGUAUGAGCUACAGAGAACUCCACAGGAAGCUAUAACAGAUGGACUGGAGAUAGCCGUGUCGCCCAGGUCCUUGCACAGUGAACUUAUGUGUCCUAUCUGUCUGGACAUGCUGAAGAACACAAUGACAACUAAAGAAUGUCUGCACCGCUUCUGCGCUGAUUGUAUCAUCACAGCUUUGAGAUCUGGUAAUAAAGAGUGUCCUACCUGUCGUAAGAAGCUGGUGUCAAAGAGGUCGCUGCGUCCAGACCCUAAUUUUGAUGCUCUGAUUAGUAAGAUUUAUCCCAGCCGUGACGAGUAUGAGGCCCACCAGGAGAGAGUAUUGGCCCGCAUUAGCAAACACAACAACCAGCAAGCCUUGUCCCACAGCAUAGAGGAGGGGCUGAAGAUACAGGCUAUGACCAGACUGCAGCGCGGUAAGAGACACACAGUGGAGAACGGAAGCGGAGCUGAAGACAAUGGAGACUCCUCCCACUGUAGCAACGCCUCUGUCCACAGCAACCAGGAGGCAGGUCCGAGCAUCAAACGCACCAAGACGAGCGAUGACAGCGGAUUGGACAUGGACAAUGCUGCUGAGAAUGGGGGUGGGGACUCUGUGAUCGAUGGUGGUGCAAGUGAAAUUGAACUGGUGUUUAGGCCACAUCCCACCCUGAUGGAGAAGGAUGACAGUCACAACAGUGUGGAGUUUGUCCCUCGCUAUAUUAAGACGUCCGGUAAUGCAACAGUGGACCACCUGUCUAAAUACCUGGCUGUCCGAUUGGCUCUGGAGGAACUGAGAAGAAACGCUGAGGCCAGUCCUGUUAACGUGGAGGCGGCUUCAGAGAAACAGUACACUAUCUACAUCCCCACUGCUGGAAACCAGUUCACUGUCCUGAAUGGUUCCUUCUCUCUGGAGCUGGUCAGCGAAAAGUACUGGAAGGUGAACAAACCCAUGGAGCUCUACUUUGCCCCUACUAAAGAACACAAGUAGACACAUAACAACACACACAUGCAUACACACAUAACCACAUACACACUCACCAGUUGGAAGUAAACAGACGGACUUGGCUACAUGUGUGCACACAGAAACAAGAAGUGGGUGUGUCUGAAGGAGAUUAGGGGGGUUGGUGAAACCCCUGAACGGACUCUUGUAAAAAGAAAAAACCCUCGUUUUAUAUUCUCUGUAUCUUUGUGUGUCUCUUUCUAUCUUUCUCAGUAGAAGGUAGCAGAUCAGUGCAGCAGCUUGCAGAUAAAUCACAGAUAAAGGUCUGCUGCUAACAGUGACUAUAGAUUCUCUCCAACUCAGUAAACCAGGCUCCAUUCACAGUCUCAGUUAGCAAUGUGCUGUUUUCCCAGAAAAAAAAAUGUAAUAUUCGAUAUUUGUCUUCAGCAGGGCCCCCCUUUAUACUGUAUGAUGUUGGUUUGUCCCUAACAGACGUCAACCAGAUGGUAGAAAAAUGUGAUGAAAUGGUGGUCUUACAUCUCAUUGUGAACUACAGCCACCAUCAGGUCAGUUAGAGCUUUAGAGGCUGCACAAAUUCUAAAAAUGCUGCUCUUGGUUUAAGAUCACUCUGUGCUACAACUGACAUCAGAAGAUGAAGUUGUACGACACACACAGGAUGAAACAAACAUUGUAAAUCCCCAUACAUAUGUACACGUUUUUCAACUGUACCUGUCCACGAAAGAAGAAUCUGACAUGUACGGAAGCAAAUCUGGGAUCAGAAUUUCAUAUUGAAUUGAACCUACUGAAUACUUAAUGUUGAAAGUUAAAAACCACUGGAUUUUUCAGAUGGAAUUUAUUGAUUUAAAAAGACAAAUAGUUUUGUUUCUGAACAGUAGAUCCAGAAAACCUCUGAAAACAUAUUUCAGUGUUCAACAUUAAGUAAUCAGUGGUGGUUAUAAGGUGCCUGUGGGUGUUUUGACCUCUACCAGCACUGUGGAGCUGCAUUUCUAUAACUGGUUUCCUGUUUUGUUUAUCUUGAGCACACACUCGCACACAGGUGGUGCAAUACACAAUCCUGCCUCUCUAUCGGGUGGUGGUAAUGUGCCAGUGACCGCAGCAAACAGACCAUUUGUACAGUUAAGUGUUAAUGACAGGCUGUCUCGAAAUCUUACUUUCCAUAUGUAAACUACAUUGCUUCUCCCUGUUCUAUUGUCUUCUUCCAGAGUGAGGAUUUCGAUUAUUUGAUUUGUGACGUGUAUAAGUUUUCAAGUUUUUCAAGUUUUCAGUUGCUCAUAAAAUUCAAAUAAUUAUUUUGACAUUUCCUAGUUUGCAUAAAUAUGCCUCUGAAUAAAAGCCUGAUUUUGUCAGACCCAUGUGGCACAGUGACGUACUGUUAUCACACAGUGUACAGGGGCGAGAAGGCACCUGUUGAUCUGUAUUUUUGAAUGCUACAUGGUAAAAUGUGCGUUUACACUGAGGAAUCCAGGUGAAUCUACAGUAUUCAAUGAUGUGAAGCUACAAAGAUUGAAGCAGGCAAAUAGGGGUUUUUGUUUCUGAUACUGUUGCAGGUGUUCUCUGGAGAGCUUUUUUUGGACACGUCUGUCGUCUUUCAAAUAAAACCAGAGAAUGGUGAAGGGUUUAAUGGCUGCAGUCUGUUUUCCUGCUGUCUGGAAACUGAAUCACUAAGCAGGACACGGGACAUGUAGGGUAUCAAAUGGAUGCAGCUACCAGUGUUAACGCAUGAUAACAAACCAGGUGCACCACUCGCAUGGUGCGUGAAGACUGGUUGGGGAGUGAAGUGAAACUCUGAACUGUGACUGUGAGGUACUAUCUGGCAGCUGUUGUCUUGAUCUGUUGCCUGUAGGAAAAAAACUGUCUUCUAAUAUCUGUGGCUGCUCUCUAUGGCUCGUCCUUUUUAUAAAUGUCUUUUGUAACAUGGAAAGAAUGGUGUUUUUGUGUGUUUUGUGUGUGUCUGUGUGUUUGGAGCAGAGUGGGGUGGGAGGGUAUUUUUUUUGCAGCACAAUGGACAGACAGACAAUUACAAUAUUCACUAUCCCACCUACCGUUCGAACGAUCCCACUCCCUUUGCUGUUGUAUCACCGCUGACUCAGCAGUGUAACGUGACUGCCAGCGUUAGGAGGGUUAUUUUCUCAUCAUCACUCCUUCGAAGUUAAAACAUGACAUCACAGAAGAAGGAAGAGUACAGUUUCUUAUUGUUUCACACACAUGGUGAUGGGUCGGUGACAUGUUUUGAUAGAAGUUGUUUUUGGUCUCUGUUGCUAAGGAAGGGGUCUGAAGGUCCCACAAGGAGGAGAGGCCCGGUUAUUUUGCAACUGAUGUGGUACAUUGCUGGUCACAUGACCUGAUUGGACAAACCACAACCAUCACACUAAACCUUUUACAGGUGUAUCAGUGCAUCACCAUGUAGAAAUCAGCUUUUUGUCAAUAUUAUUUACUGUUUGUGGAGAGCCGGAAACCUUUUCCUUUGCUGAAUGAGACACUUUCAUAUUUGCUAUUUUGUAGGUGACAUGAGGAGCAGCUGAUGGGUUAUGAGGGGUUAUGAUGAGUGAUGAUGAAGAGAAUCAAUGUGUGGUCUAAUAAUCUGAGCUGAGUUAUAAAUAUGUCUCUGCAGCUUCACUUUAAUUCAGGACAGUUCAGUCAGUUUUGGAGGGAAUAUACUAAAUGACCACCACACUCUCCCUGUGACCUAAACUACUUCUGUUUAUUUGACCAGCCAAACAUCACCUUAAGACUAGGUCCAGAGCUCUCCACCACAUCUUAUGGUCUCGGUCAGCAAGUUCAUUUACCUCAGUUGUUCCCUUUGACAAAAAUAAUCUCAUUUUGAAUGAACACUGACAUUUGAUUUCUGUUCGGUUUAUCCAGUUCAGUUACUGUCUGUGUAAAUGGCUCAUUUAACCCCAAGGAUUUCCCCAGAUUCUGGAUUCAGGGAGGAGAAGAGGUGUGUGGGAAGCACCUUCACUCUCUUCUUAUUUGGUACCUGUGAGUGUGUGAGUGUGUGAUUGUAUGUGUGGAACCUGUAUACUGCAUCUUUCUGUUUGGACAUUAAACCUGAAGUUGUGUGUUCAUCAUUGAACACUGCUGUUGCUUGUGUUUUCACUGAUUAAAAACUGUUGCGUUACUGUG
This is a messenger RNA of Paralichthys olivaceus (Japanese flounder), 4221 nucleotides long. It is a transcript of the gene rnf2, whose product is annotated as ring finger protein 2. Gene Ontology annotation, molecular function: ubiquitin protein ligase activity; chromatin binding. The record is from RefSeq and is a predicted model, not a curated record. Gene Ontology annotation, cellular component: ubiquitin ligase complex; PcG protein complex. NCBI's taxonomy places the organism in Eukaryota, Metazoa, Chordata, Actinopteri, Pleuronectiformes, Paralichthyidae.